AUGGCGAACACGUGCGCACCGCUUGACUCCAUCAGAUCACACAGAACUCUGCCGGGGCUUCACUUCAUUGUCAAUCUGGUUUGGCUAACAAGAUUCGCGUGGACAACCGGGUUGAUAAAAACCCAGCGUCAGAGUAUCACCGACUUGCUAUUGCACUUGAAAGUUAAAACCACCAGUUACAAGUUUCUAUUAAGUAAAGCAAAAAAAAGAGGCGACUCAUUGACGAACGUGCGGAGAACCAGUGAUCGAGUUUCACGAUAUUUUAUCCCCGUAUUCCUACGUACCGUGUUCGUUUACUGCAUGGUGCUGCUACUGCUAGUAUCAUUUAGCUUCUCCGUUCCAUGCUCUACUGUUGUCAAAAGAGUGGGAGUGAAUGAGCGAGAGGGAGAAAGAGACGAACACGGCGUGAGCAAGAGCACGGUGGGUUACCACACCCAACCGCGCCGGGAGCCGAGUAAACGUGAAGCCGAUGUGAGUGAACGAAUGAAAUGGACGAGUAAAACAAUGAUUGGCUCUCUCGUGCACGCGGGUGAUUGAUGUGUCAUCGUGGUGGUACAU
Molecule: messenger RNA, 558 nt
Organism: Cotesia congregata
Lineage: Eukaryota; Metazoa; Arthropoda; Insecta; Hymenoptera; Braconidae
Source: the annotation of a GenBank genome assembly